AUGCAUCGUCGUCUGUCACUAUUAAUCAACGAGGACUGGUUUCUCAGCACGAUAGCCUAUUGCGCUCUCGCCCAAUUCAUUAUCUUUUUUGGAUUGGUCUAUGCGCCAUGGACGAAACAGUACUUUAAUACCGUCAAGAAACAGGCUUGGAUCUUAACGUUGACCACAUCGGCUGUCAUGACGUUUGGAUCUUUGCCGCUUUUGAUUCCUUUCUUGAUGGGCAGGUAUAGAGUCAAUGAGCUGCCUCUGCUGGACUCGGAAUACUCUAUUGUUCUGUCUGUAUACUUUGUAACGUACCUGCUGGCUGACCUCUUUAUCGGAUCCAUAUACUACAAAUCACUAAUCGAUCCAUUGUCAGGCUGGUUCCACCACUCGCUCUACACCACCGUCGUGGUCCUCCUCAUUCGCCAUCGUGUCUCUGGCGCAUUCAUUCUAGCUGGAAUACUAGAAUUGCCGACUCUGUUGCUAGCUAUGGGUCAAAUCAACAAGAAGCUGAGACAGGAUCUAGUGUUUGGAGGUGCCUUCUUUAUGACGAGGAUUGUGCUGCAUGUGUAUCUGGGGAUUAGGCUGUAUACGGAUUUCCAGAGCUGGCAGCAUUGGAUUGCGGUUGGGAUUUUUCCGUUGCAUGCGGUGUGGUUCUCGAACUGGGUCAAACAACAAGUCCGCUUACGAUCCCAAGGACACUCCUCAAAACACCAUGCUGCUGCUACCCCUGCAACUAAUCAUACCAACGACUCUGACUCACCUAAUACCAAAACAUCGCUCAAGGCAUCGCCCAUGAACGGACACUUCAAAACACGACACAUCUCAUCAUCAACUGCUGCUGCUGCUGCUGCAUCUCCUGAUACAAUGAGACGGAAUUCAUGGAGGCCGCAUAAUAGUGAAGAGGACGACGCGGAUGUGAUGCUCAUGGCUUCGAAAGCUGCUCAUGGGAAGAGUAAUAGUAGGGCCGAAACACCUGCAGCUGCAGGUGGCGGUCGUAAUAGGAGGCCGAGUCAGCAGGGUAAUGAUUUUCGGUCGUCGCCGAUAGAAGUAAUGUAG
Messenger RNA from Synchytrium microbalum, 1041 nucleotides. RefSeq lists its product as uncharacterized. Lineage: Eukaryota; Fungi; Chytridiomycota; Chytridiomycetes; Synchytriales; Synchytriaceae. The record is from RefSeq and is a predicted model, not a curated record. The transcript has 5 exons. The coding region runs from base 1 to 1041 and encodes 346 amino acids.